GAGCUGCUUAGAAUUCCAGAAGUGUCCAUUUUCAGUCAAUGGUUGACGGAUUCCAAGUUCAGGAUUCACAGUGGAAGUAACGUAACUGCACUAAUCCCAUCUGAUACAGCAAUAAUGGCUCUAAAUCAGGAGAACAGAAAAUUUUGGAAGGACUCUUAUACGAUGCCUUUUUUAAUCAGAGCACACUUUCUCCAUGAAGCUUACAUAUCAGAUCAGCUAAAACAGCAUGCAAACCAGGAGAUUGCCACCUUGGACCCCAGAACGAAAUGGGAGAUAAGAGUUAUUGAAGGGAAUCUAACAGUUAAUAACGCAAGUGUUAUUACCCAAGAUAUUCCAGCCUCAAAUGGAUUUAUUUUCAUUAUUGGACAGGUUUUAAUACCACCCUUAGGAAAUAUACCUCCAAGGCAACCAGGACUGUUGAAAAAAUUAGAGCAAGUUCCAGCAUGGGAAAGAUUUAAACUAGAAAUUCAGAAAUCAGGUCUUGUUCAGGAAAUUGAAGCAUCUCAACGCUAUACGAUCUUUGUCCCUGAUAACUCUGCUAUAAAGAAAUUUUACAAUCAAACUGAUUUGGGCAACUUGGUA
Molecule: messenger RNA, 582 nt
Organism: Staurois parvus
Lineage: Eukaryota; Metazoa; Chordata; Amphibia; Anura; Ranidae
Source: the annotation of a GenBank genome assembly